CUGUUCCCACACCCCAGCCCUGGGCCCCGCUGCAAAGCAGACCUGUGGGAGGGCGUGUGAUUCCCUCGCCCCGGCCUUGGGCCUGAGCCUCGGACUUUCCCAUGAGUGGCAAAUUCCCCGCCGCAUGGAUUCGAGUCCCUUCUGCCUGGGACACUUCUAAGGAGGAGGUGGACAUGUCUUCACUGACUCCCACUGACAGCUCUGACGAGGGGGGCAGACAACGGGAUAACAGAAAGGGGUGGGAGGAUGCGGUGGGCUUCCAGGCCAUGCCUGCCCUUGACACCCCCCCUCACCCCCCCUACCCCCGCCCAGUCGUUCAAGCCUGAGGAGAGGGGUGUGGAAGUGGAGAUACGCCAUGGGUUAACUGGGCUUUGAGAAACUCGGGAGUUGGGGAGAGAGCCCUAGAAGAGUUCUGGGGUGUGGGGGAGGUUCAUCUGCUCUCCCUGCUCUGUUUAUGCUCACAGAAGCCGAAAUGACCUUCUAUACCCUACUCGCUGGGGGCCUUCCGGACCUCCGGCUCUGCGCCCCAGAGCCGUGGGCUCCAUCCCUGCUCGGCCUGCCCUGGGCGCUGCCCUGGCCCCAUCCUAGGCUCCAGUUGCUGCUGCUGCUGUUGCUGCUCUUGCUCCUGCCGCCUUCCGCCCUCUCCACGGUAUUCACAGUGGGGGUGCUGGGCCCCUGGACCUGCGACCCCAUCUUCGCCCGUGCCCGCCCGGACCUGGCCGCCCGGAUGGCCGCCGCCCGCCUGAACCACGACCCAGCCAUGGAAGGUGGCCCCCGCUUCGAGGUCGCGCUGCUGCCGGAGCCUUGCGGGACGCCCGGCUCGCUGAAGGCGGUGUCCUCCGCGGUGGCCCGCGUCUCGGGUCUCGUGGGUCCAGUGAACCCUGCAGCCUGCCGGCCCGCGGAGCUACUAGCUCAAGAGGCGGGGGUCGCGCUGGUGCCCUGGGGCUGCCCGGGGACGCGGGUGGAGGGCACGACGGCCCCCGCCGUGACUCCCUCAGCUGAUGCCCUCUACGCCCUCCUUCGCGCGUUCCGUUGGGCACGCGUGGCCCUGGUCACCGCCCCCCAGGAUCUUUGGGUAGAGGCGGGACGCUCACUAGCCACGGCACUCAGGGCCCGUGGUCUGCCUGUUGCCCUGGUGACCGCCAUGGAACCUUCUGACCUGUCUGGAGCCCGGGAGGCCCUGAGAAGGGUCCAGGACGGGCCCAGAGUCAGAGCAGUGAUCAUGGUGAUGCACUCUGUGCUGCUGGGCGGCGAGGAGCAGCGCUGCCUACUGGAGGCUGCAGAGGAGCUGGGCCUGGCAGAUGGUUCCCUGGUCUUCCUGCCUUUUGACACACUCCACUACGCCUUGUCCCCAGGCCCAGAGGCCUUGGCCUUGCUGGCCAACAACUCACAGCUUCGGAGGGCCCACGAUGCGGUGCUCACCCUCACGCGCCACUGUCCCUCUGGAGGCAGCGUGCUGGACAGCCUGCGCAGAGCCCAAGAACACCAGGAGCUGCCCCCUGACCUUAAUCUGCAGCAGGUAUCCCCACUCUUCGGCACCAUCUACGAUGCGGUCUUCUUGUUGGCGGGGGGCGUGGCGAGAGCUCGGGCUGCUGUAGGUGGCAGCUGGGUGUCUGGAGCAGCAGUGACCAGCCACCUCCAGGAUGCCCGGGUCCCUGGCUUCUGCCAGGCCCUGGGAGGAGCCGAGGAGGCCCCGUUUGUGCUGCUAGACACAGAUGAGGCGGGGGACCGGCUGUUCGCCACAUACAUGCUGGACCCCACACAGGGUUCCCUCCGCUCCGCUGGGACCCCGGUGCAUUUCCCUAGAGGGGGACAGGGGCCUGGGCCUGACCCUUCUUGUUGGUUCGACCCAGACAUCAUCUGCAACGGAGGUGAGGGCAAACACCCUAGCCCCCACUGGGACAUCGGGGUUCCCGAGGCCCUCCGUGUGCCCACACCCUCUUUCCCGACCCCAGACCAGCUAUGGACAGCCCCGGAGCUGCUUCGGGACCCAGCCCUGGAGCGCCGGGGAACGCUGGCAGGCGAUGUUUUCAGCCUGGGCAUCAUCAUGCAGGAGGUCGUGUGCCGCAGCGCCCCCUACGCAAUGCUGGAGCUGACGCCGGAGGAAGUGGUGCAGAGGGUGCAGAGCCCCCCUCCGCUGUGUCGGCCCUUGGUUUCCAUGGACCAGGCACCUAUGGAGUGCAUCCAGCUGAUGAAACAGUGCUGGGCAGAGCAGCCGGACCUUCGGCCCUCCAUGGACCGCACCUUCGACCUGUUCAAGAGGAUCAACAAGGGCCGGAAGACCAAUAUCAUCGACUCAAUGCUGCGGAUGCUAGAGCAGUACUCCAGUAACCUGGAAGACCUUAUCCGCGAGCGCACAGAGGAGCUGGAGCUGGAAAAGCAGAAGACAGACCGCCUGCUCACACAGAUGCUGCCUCCGUCUGUGGCUGAGGCUCUGAAGAUGGGGACACCUGUGGAGCCCGAGUAUUUUGAGGAGGUGACACUGUACUUCAGCGACAUUGUGGGCUUCACCACCAUCUCAGCCAUGAGUGACCCCAUAGAAGUAGUGGACCUGCUCAAUGACCUUUACACGCUCUUUGAUGCCAUCAUCGGCUCCCAUGAUGUCUACAAGGUGGAGACAAUUGGGGACGCCUAUAUGGUGGCCUCUGGGCUGCCUCAGCGGAAUGGGCAGCGGCACGCAGCGGAGAUCGCUAACAUGGCACUGGACAUCCUCAGCGCUGUGGGCUCCUUCCGCAUGCGCCACAUGCCUGAGGUGCCUGUUCGCAUCCGCAUUGGCCUGCACUCAGGCCCGUGCGUGGCGGGCGUGGUGGGCCUCACCAUGCCGCGGUAUUGCCUGUUUGGGGACACGGUCAACACCGCCUCACGCAUGGAAUCCACAGGGCUGCCUUACCGCAUCCAUGUGAACGUGAGCACCGUACGGAUCCUCCGCGCUCUAGAUGAGGGCUUCCAGACUGAGGUGCGAGGCCGCACGGAGCUGAAGGGCAAGGGCACAGAGGAAACGUUCUGGCUGGUGGGCAGACGGGGCUUCAACAAACCCAUCCCCAAACCGCCUGACCUGCAACCGGGGGCCAGCAACCACGGCAUCAACCUGCAGGAGAUCCCCCUCGAGCGGCGCCGAAAGCUGGAGAAGGCGAGGCCCGGCCAGUUCUCCGGGAAGUGAGGCCCGGCUGAGACAGGUGC
Molecule: messenger RNA, 3180 nt
Organism: Hipposideros armiger (great roundleaf bat)
Lineage: Eukaryota; Metazoa; Chordata; Mammalia; Chiroptera; Hipposideridae
Gene: GUCY2D
Product: guanylate cyclase 2D, retinal
Exons: 12
Coding region: 455-3160 (901 amino acids)
Biological process (GO): intracellular signal transduction; cGMP biosynthetic process; receptor guanylyl cyclase signaling pathway
Cellular component (GO): plasma membrane
Molecular function (GO): guanylate cyclase activity; peptide receptor activity; adenylate cyclase activity
Source: RefSeq, a predicted model, not a curated record